Molecule: messenger RNA, 1575 nt
Organism: Onthophagus taurus
Lineage: Eukaryota; Metazoa; Arthropoda; Insecta; Coleoptera; Scarabaeidae
Product: putative serine/threonine-protein kinase DDB_G0283337
Source: RefSeq, a predicted model, not a curated record
UUUUCUAUUACUCAUCCUAUUAACAAAUGCAGUUUCACAAACGAAGAUGGAUCCUGAUAGGAUUAUUCAUCCUGAUGAUCCAAUAUUGACAACUACUGAAGAUAUUUUGGAUAAUCGAUUUUUAGUAAACGUUAGAAAAAAUUGUCCACAGGGUCAAAUUUUGGAUCAAAGACAAAUAUGUAGGAAACAAUUUUAAGGAGUUUAAAAAAUAAUUUAACUUAUUUUUGUGAUGAUAUUUAUUUAUAGGCAACCACAUAUACCAAGUUAAAAAUUAAUAAAUUAUUGUGUUAAAAAGAUUACAUUAAUGAAUAAAGAAUAAGAUAUUUAUUAUCAUUAAGGUCAGCGUUUUGUUGUUUAUAACAACCUUUGAAUCGCAAAAAUCACAUCAGUCUCAAAAAACACUUGGUAAAUUACAUAAGAAGAAAAAUGUUGUUUCGAUUUAAAAUAGUUUUUAUUUUUUCAAUAAUUUUCACCACCGCCCAAGGUCUGUAUUAUCCAUUUAAUUAUCCAAAUUAUUAUCACGUCCCUAAUUAUCCGAAUUACCAAAUCUAUGCACCAUACAACAACUAUUAUCGAUCAUAUCCCCAAAUUGCGGUUCAACCUCGAUUUCAAAUUACUCAUCAACCACUUUCCUCCCAAUUCAAAUUCGAAAAACUCCAAGAUUUCACUGAUUAUUACAAAUAUUUAAACAAAAAAAUCCAAAAUGAUGUUAACCACCUUUAUAGUUAUCCUCAGCAAGGAUUUCAUCAAAUCAAUAAUUUAAACGAAAAUCCUAAUUUCGUUCCAAUAAAUCAAUACACUCCUCCUUCUUCUCCAAAUAUUAACCCAGGAAUUAGUACUGUGUUUGAUAUUAACGUCGAUAAAGAUACUAAAAAAGUGGAAAAUAAGGAUAGUGAAGAAAAAGUUGACUUAACUGAUCUCUUAAAUAUCCGUGAUGGAAUAAAUUCACAAUCAGUUCCAAACGAUACAAAUAAUAGUACCGAAGAAAAUAAUGGUGGUCAUGAUGAAAAUCAAAUUGUAAUCAACGUAAAUGAUUAUGUCGAUUAUAAACCUCAGUAUGAAAAUGAAAAUGUUGAUUUGGAUGACAAUGAUGAAGAUUUAGCAACUGUAGAUGAAGAUGAUGAAGACUACGAUAAUUUAGAUGAAGAUCAAACAGAAAAACCAACGGAGAAACCAAGGAAACUUUUUUCUUUUUUUAAUUAAUUACAAUUAUACCAAAUAUUAUUUUUUUGUAAUCUUUUUAUUAUUCAAAAAUAAAUAGUCUUAGUUUAUUAUUUUAAACGCACAACUUUCAGAUUAAUUUCCAGUUUAAUCUAUGCGAAUGCAGGUUACCUUUCUAAAUAUAAUCUUAUCUGUUUUAUUAUAAACACAAUUCGCUGCAAUUAUUUAAUUAACAGUGUGAUUAUGACUCAACAGUAAAUUAUUUAGGCGCCAUUUUCGACUUUAAAUUUAAUGAUCGCACAUUGAUCAAUUUAGCAAGAUGACACUAAAUUGCUUCAUUAAUGGGCAGGAAGGUCUAUAGCCCUUUUGAACUCUUUUUUAUAUUUGUUUUAUAUAUGUAUUUCUUUUCGUAUU